Molecule: messenger RNA, 1182 nt
Organism: Haliotis rubra (blacklip abalone)
Lineage: Eukaryota; Metazoa; Mollusca; Gastropoda; Lepetellida; Haliotidae
Product: cell number regulator 11-like
Exons: 2
Coding region: 265-591 (108 amino acids)
Source: RefSeq, a predicted model, not a curated record
CACACAGUCACAUGAUAUGUAUCAUAUGAUAUCUUGUCCUGAUAUGUGUGAUUACUUUGAUGCAAGACCAACUCGAUAUCUAUAUUACAACAAUGUCUGAUUAGGUCCAAGGUGCGCUGGCAGGAGUGGGAGAUACACUGAUCAUUGUUGAUUUGACAAGAAGCAGCACAGAAAUAGAUAUUAGGAGGCGUAUACUGGGUAUAAUAACCACCACCACCGUCUCAACACAACCCGGAACACCCUUCACAGUAUUCUCGUGCAGCGAUGGCAGGUUCGUGGCAGCACGGUCUGUUCGGCUGUUUCGACAACUUCGGAACUUGUAUCAUCACAUACCUUGUACCCUGCUACACGUUCGGGAAGAACGCCGAGGCUGUUGGAGACAGCUGUCUCCUUUGUGGGGCGGUCUACUUUCUUCCGCCGAUUAACCUGUUCGCUUUGCUGUCCGUCAGGGGGAAGAUCAGGGAGAGGAAGGGUAUAGACGGUACUGUCAUCAACGACUGCUGCGCCAUCGUGCUGUGCCACCCUUGUGCUCUGGUCCAGGAGGCUAACGAGAUACAGUGCCCGGGGGGUCAGUUCAUGGCUAGGUCCUAGUGUGCGCUACCCAAGAGGACAUAUGCUUGUACUUGAGGCAGUCUGUGUACUUACUUUGAGAAAUGUGUAACUGAUGUGAAGAGAGAGCGCUUGAAAUGUGUAACUGGUGUCGAAUAGAUUCCUGUCACGUGACGUCGUUCAAGGCGGCAGCAGGUAACUACAGCAAGUGGAUAUCUACAAGAGUUGGAACCCCAGGGACUAUAUUUUGUUGAGGAAUAUCAAGCCAGUGAAACACUGCAAUCUGCUGUGACCAUGACAGUAUUAGUGACUGGUGCACCGUUAUUCAUGGCUUUAAGACAUUGUAACCCAUCUAUAACCCAUGAGGCAUCUGUAUAUAUACAGUGUAUAUUGUGUAUCUAUAUAUAGGUCCAUGCACUACUAGGCUAGAUGCUGGUCGUUUCCUGGUGUGGUGACGCAGUAUCUCCACCCAUCACAGCAGAUAGAUGUAAUGUUACACCAGCAUGACCCACUUGAUGUGCUCUUUGUCCCCAGACUAUGUUAUCACGAAAUGAUUCAAAUACGUAAUUCUAAUCGACGUAACAAGUUGUUUAUUUGUUUCCUCAUUUGUGAAUAAAUACUGUUAACUGACAA